UAGUUAUGAACACGAAUGCAGUGUUUUCGCAUUGCAUGUUAAUAACAAACAAACAAGACUCAUUUGUGCAUUGAAGUAACAUAAUAUAUAUAUCAAUUUUGUAAUACAUAAUUUUGUAAAUCAAUUGAAAUAGUGAAAAGAAGAAAUGAAACAUUUUCGUAACGAUUUUUCUAUUUUGAAGGCGAGUAGCUAGAUAGCAUUCAUAAUUCAGAGUGUGACAAAUAUCAUAUUCUGCAAUUGUAAGCACUAUGCGACCACUCUUUCCAAGGAUUAUCGUAUUUCAAAUAGCCAAGGACGAAGAUGAUUAAUUCAACAGUUUUUUGGGGUGAAGGUUGAAUAUCUAGAAAAAUUACCGUCGUUAAAAAAAGUGUUUUGUCAGCUGGGGAACAAUAUUGAUUCAUAAAAGUUAUUUUUUAACAGUGCAGUUGUACAGUACAUGUGGAUAGAUGUUUACCUGAGAGAUGAGGGAUAAACUGUAAUCAUUAGAUAAGAAAAUUAAUAGAGCACAAGUUGUUUACAUUUAGUCAGGAAGGUGAUAACACACAAGAAACAGAUUGACGUUUCUAUUUCCGAUGAAUGAAACAAACUGAGAUAAAUUAAUUAAGUUUUAAUCGUCGUGAAAUCUUUUAAAAUAUGGCAUCAUUUUCCGGAAUAGGUUGUACAUCAGGACCUUCUUUGGAUGGUUUGGACUUAUGUCACGUCGAAUUUACAGGUGACGUGCAAACGGACAUAUGGGGAUACAGAAUAAUGAAAGCCACAACUAUUCCAUACACCCCGGAAUGGCAAGGUUUACUUCGAACAGCAUGCCAGCUUAGCGGGGAGCAGCUUAUUCGGCUUCACGUGGAGUAUGGACAUUUUGUAGGACAAACGAUUGACGAAUUCAUUCAAACUGAAGGAAUUAGCAAUUUGGAUUUUGUAGCGGCUCAUGGGCAUACUGUUUUCCAUCAGCCAAAUUUGGGAUAUACAUUCCAGCUCGGAGAUGGGGAGACAACUGCUGUGCAUUUGAAAUAUCCGUUUGUAUGUAACUUUGGUAAUAAAGAUGUUGCACUUGGCGGUCAAGGCGCCCCGCUAGUUCCUAACGGAGAAAAAUUUCUAUUCAGUCACAAAGAUAUAUGCAUUAAUUUGAGUGGGAUAGCUAACAUUGGUCUUAGAGGACUUCAAGGGUAUGAUGUAUGUCCAUGUAAUUAUGUUUCAAACAUGCUGGCUAAUCUACACGACUCUAAACUGGAGUAUGACCCAGAAGGCGACAUAGCACGGACUGGGAAAGUAAUAGACGAUGUCUUAUGUCAGUUAGAAGGGCUAGACUACUACAAACAACUCCCACCAAAGUCAAUGGAAUCGGAAAAGAUUGAAAAUAGUGUGCUUCCAUUACUUGAUACUGGUAAAUACCAAAUUCCUGAUCUAUUAAGAGCAUUUGCUGAACACGUUGCAAACAGGUUGGCAGAUGCCUGCAAGGAUGGACGAAACAUGUUGAAUGCGGGAAAUGUGUCCAAGCAAAAUAGCGUAAUUAAAAUUCUGGUUUCUGGAGGUGGAUCUUUUAAUACACAUUUGAUUAAGUUAUUUAAAUCUAAGUUACUGAAUGAGGGGUUUGACAUUGAGAUCGCUGACAGUGACACAAUUGUGUUUAAAGAAGCGUUGAUAUUCGCUUUUCUCGGACUUCGUUGUUUGUUGAAUCAAGAAAACAUUAUGGCAUCUGUUACGGGAAGUAGGUUUGAUUCAAUAUCCGGUAGCAUUCACCGUCCAGUUCAUUCAAGUAGUUCCGUUACGAGAAUAAUUCGAUUUUUGAUGGAGAAAAACAAACAACGCACAGAUUCAUCAUCAUCACUUUGCUCAAGCUAAAAAUGUUUGGGAAAAAAGGGGCAUCUGGUACCGAGGACGGAUUAUUGAUACGAACUACUGCAAAGAUAUUAACCGACAUUCAAACUGUUUACUCUUAUAUACAAAGCAUAUUCUAGCAAAGGUAUCUCUCUUGGUUUUACUUGCCAAAACGACUGUAAAAAAUAUUUAAAAUUUAUUGUUAUAUAUUAUAAAAGCAUUGAACUAUUCGAAACGUUUGAAAAUGCAGAAUGUUUAAAGCAUAGUUUACUUGGAAGAACAUUAUUGAAAUACAGGAAUUGUGUACUUUUCAUAAACGAUUAAACAAGAGAGAAGAUAUCAAGGGGAUCAUUCGGAAAAAAUAGUCAAAUAAAAAAGACAAUACCAUGGCAACAAGUAAAACGACGAAAGGAUAAACAUAUUGAAUAAUAACAAAUAUUACAUAGAAAGCUAAAUACUGAGCAACACGAAUCCCACCAAAAACAUUGGUGACUCAGGUGCUCCGGAAGGAUAACAGUUCCUGCUUCACUACUGACACUCGUCGUGUUAGAAAAUAAGUAAGAAAACAUGUAUUUCGAUUUGUAAGUAACAGUUAUGGUGAGCUCUUUAUCUGGUUAUUACAACAAAAUACAGACAAUAUCCUGCAUAACUAAACAGACAUGCAAAUAGAGACAGCUUGCAUUACUACGAAAUUUAAAUUGCAAUGCAAGCUUGUCAGGAAACAUAAACAUACUUUAAUUUACUGCAUGUAGAGCGACAGCAGUCAGAAACAAUCUAGGACUGAACAAGAUGUUUUCAGUCUUCAACAGUUUCACAAUAAAAUGGUCUAAUAAAAUGUUCAAAUAAGACCUUUGAAAAUAGUGGAAUUAAUUACUUUUGGAGUGUCAAAAAUUCGUUGGAAGUACUUGAUAAGUUGCAUGCUCAUAUUGAUGAUUUCUAAUUUGUUCAACGUUUUGAUUUUCCUACCUAUAUACCACUUUGCCUCAUAAUCUCAUUAAGAAAAAAUUCACAUACCUAAUUCAAUGGGCAUUUAAAAAGUCAGAAUGCGAAUAUAUAUCUUCAAACUCUUUUGGGUCUUUUUUUAGUAACAACAAACAAUAGAUCUAUGUCAAUUGGCCCUGCUUUGAUACGAUAACUGCACUUUUGGGAUAUACAUUCCAGCUCGGAGAUGGGGAGACAACUGCUGUGCAUUUGAAAUAUCCGUUUGUAUGUAACUUUGGUAAUAAAGAUGUUGCACUUGGCGGUCAAGGCGCCCCGCUAGUUCCUAACGGAGAAAAAUUUCUAUUCAGUCACAAAGAUAUAUGCAUUAACUGAAUUUUUACCGAUCGAAACAACAUCUGAUACAAAAAUUUAAUAACACUUUAAGAUAUUUGGAUGAUAUAUUGGCUCUCAAUAAUGACGACUUCAGUAUGUACACUAAAGAGAUUUAUCCUGCUGAACUGACUUUAAAUAAAGCUGAUACUAACAAUGAACACUGCUCUUUCCUGGAUCUUGAUAUCUAUAUCUUUAACGGGAAGCUUAAGGAUGUACACCUCUGAGGAGCCAUAAAUUUCUAGAAUUAAACUUUUUUUCUCAA
Molecule: messenger RNA, 3391 nt
Organism: Mytilus californianus (California mussel)
Lineage: Eukaryota; Metazoa; Mollusca; Bivalvia; Mytilida; Mytilidae
Product: anhydro-N-acetylmuramic acid kinase-like
Exons: 2
Coding region: 634-1839 (401 amino acids)
Biological process (GO): amino sugar metabolic process; peptidoglycan turnover
Molecular function (GO): phosphotransferase activity, alcohol group as acceptor; ATP binding
Source: RefSeq, a predicted model, not a curated record